UAACAUGUGUUCUCUCGCUUUAUCUCGAUUCAGCCCUAGCCUAUACGGCUGCUUCACCCAGAUUUCCUCAUCUUAAUUAGAAAAGAACCCAAAAAAACCCUAAUUACUAUCUCGUCUCGAUAUAUAUAUUUGAAACUGUCCCUUGUUUUUUAUUCUUUCGUGUUUAGAUCUCUUUGUCCAUUUGUUUAUCCGUGUAGACUUGUCCGAAGAAGCUUGUUUGUUAUUUUGCUGUUGUUUUUUUUGUCUGAAUCGAAAACAAGUUUGGGGAAGAAGAUAAGAUGGCUGGAGGAGGUGGAAACAGGAGAGACGACGGGUCGAUUACGAUCCAGAGCACCAAUUUGUUUGCAGCUUUGGACACUCGCAAGAAGAAGAAGAAGAACAGUGGUAAGAGCAAAGAAGGGUCCUCCUCUAAGAGCACAAAGCUACAGAAGGAGCCUGAGCCACAGGUUUUCUGGGCCCCUACGCCUUUGAAAGUGAAGUCUUGGGCUGAUAUCGACGAUGACGAUGAAGAUGAUGACUAUUACGCUACCACCGCUCCUCCCUCCUCUGGUUGGGCCACUUCCGAGCCUAAAGACACUCAUGUUGAGGAAAGUGAAAGUGAGGAAGAUAUUCUUGAGGAAGGUGAUGAUGAUGUGGAUGAAGAGCAGGAGCAUGAAACAGAGGUACAAGUUCAUCCGGAGCCAGAGCCUGAGGUGAAGAAAGCACCUGAAGUUCCUGCGCCUCCUAAAGAGGCAGAAAGGCAACUUUCCAAGAAAGAGAGGAAAAAGAAGGAACUUGCUGAGCUUGAGGCUUUGUUGGCUGAUUUUGGAGUUGCCCCCAAGGAGGAUAAUGGCCAAGAUGCCUCUAAAGAGGCUAAAGAAGAAAAGAAAGAAGAGACCAAUGGAGAAGGAGAGAUCAAAGAGAACGCAGCAGGUGGGGAGUCAAAGGCAUCAAAGAAGAAGAAAAAGAAGGAUAGACAGAAGGAGGUAAAAGAAUCUCAAGAACAACAAGCCAACACAGAGGCUGUAGGUGAAGCUGCUGGGUCUGAACCGGCUGAGGAAGAUUCUGCAAUUGAUGUCAAAGAAAGGCUAAAAAAGAUUGCAUCCAUGAAGAAGAAGAAAUCAAGCAAAGAGGUGGACGCCGGAGCCAAAACAGCCGCGCAGGAGGCAGCUGCUAGACGUGCAAAGCUGGCGGCUGCAAAGAAGAAGGAGAAGAACCACUAUAACCAACAGCCUGUGCGGUAAGACCACCAUUUUGAUCUUUGAUGGACCAUACGAUCAUAUGGGCAUGUAUUUGGCCGUAUUUUGUUCAUAUGGGUCUUCUCUGCUUUAAUAAAUCUUUUGAAGACUUCAAAACGCACAUUGAAUCCUUUUUUUUUCUAGUCUUAUUAUGAUGAACAGUCUAAAGACAAAAACUUGAAGAUUUCGUUUAUUUUCUGUAAACUUGUGUCCCUUUUAAUCUCAGACCUUUUUAGGGGUGAUGAUUUUAGUUCUGUUUUCAAAUUAUCUUCUUAUGUA
Raphanus sativus (radish) is the source of this 1496-nucleotide messenger RNA. Its product is annotated as protein PXR1. The transcript is spliced from 3 exons. The coding region runs from base 279 to 1223 and encodes 314 amino acids. The record is from RefSeq and is a predicted model, not a curated record. Lineage: Eukaryota; Viridiplantae; Streptophyta; Magnoliopsida; Brassicales; Brassicaceae.